Messenger RNA from Aedes albopictus (Asian tiger mosquito), 818 nucleotides. Its product is annotated as mediator of RNA polymerase II transcription subunit 9-like. Bases 125 to 493 code for a protein of 122 amino acids. Gene Ontology annotation, molecular function: transcription coregulator activity. Gene Ontology annotation, cellular component: mediator complex. Gene Ontology annotation, biological process: regulation of transcription by RNA polymerase II. The transcript is spliced from 3 exons. The record is from RefSeq and is a predicted model, not a curated record. NCBI's taxonomy places the organism in Eukaryota, Metazoa, Arthropoda, Insecta, Diptera, Culicidae.
AAAAAUAAAACACAACUCAAUAAAUUUUGCCAGGUUUCAUUCUUCAAUUAGUUUAGUGGAUUGAACGGCUCCAUUUUUAUACUAACAGAAGCAUAUAAUGCCAAAUUAAUUCGGCCAUCAUACAAUGGAAUCGAUGCAGCUUGACCAGAUUGAUGUGAAGCCUCAGUUACUGACAGGAAGCAACGAAAACUCCUCGUCGGAAUCCGAAUCCCAAAAAGUAACCGAGCUGGAGAUCCUGCCUGUCAUCUACGAAAUUAUCAGAAGUAUCGAGAAGGAUCCUGUGGACAACGCUACCAAGCAAAAAGAAAGUCAGGAUUGCAGUCAAAAGGUUCUGGAAUUGCAGAAAAGACUAGAAUCAGCUAGGAUAACCAUUAGACAAUUGCCAGGAAUUGAGUACAGCAAGGAGGAGCAGCUGAGAAGACUUGAAAGCCUUCGCAAGCAACUAGCGCUGAAACAACAACUUAUAAAAAAAUAUAAGAACGUCCAAUUCUAAUCAUGAUUCGCAUGAUUCUUCGGUAUUUGGCCAAUAAUGAACAACUUGUUCAGCGUCUUGCAGAGAGCUACCCCAUGCGCAGAGCAGCCCAAUUACUUGUAAGUGCUUUUUACAAAGGUCGAACAAUAGCACAGGAACAAAAAUUAGGGGAUAUGACACCGGAAAGAUUUAAACGAAUGAUGGAUGCAUUUAAAGCUAAUAUGAAGCAAGAGAUUGAAGCCGCGAAGCAAAAUUUGAAGAAACGUAAAUAAUAGGUAGAUUUGUUUUUCUAAUUUGUUUCUAAUAGUCCAAGUCUAAAUAUAUUUAACUAGCUGUCCCCGGCAAA